GGCGCGGGGGAGCGGCGAGCGCAGCCAUGCCCCAGGCCGCCUCCGGGGCAGCAGCAGCGGCGGCCGGGGCCGGGGCGCGGGCCGGGGGCGCCGGGGGGCCGGCGGCGGCCCGGGCGGGACGAUGAAGCGGCAGAACGUGCGCACGCUGGCGCUCAUCGUGUGCACCUUCACCUACCUGCUGGUGGGCGCCGCGGUCUUCGACGCGCUGGAGUCGGAGCCGGAGAUGAUCGAGCGGCAGCGGCUGGAGCUGCGGCAGCAGGAGCUGCGGGCGCGCUACAACCUCAGCCAGGGCGGCUACGAGGAGCUCGAGCGCGUCGUGCUGCGCCUCAAGCCGCACAAGGCCGGCGUGCAGUGGCGCUUCGCCGGCUCCUUCUACUUCGCCAUCACCGUCAUCACCACCAUCGGCUAUGGCCACGCAGCGCCCAGCACAGACGGCGGCAAGGUGUUCUGCAUGUUCUACGCGCUCUUGGGCAUCCCGCUCACGCUGGUCAUGUUCCAGAGCCUGGGCGAGCGCAUCAACACCUUCGUGAAGUACCUGCUGCACCGCGCCAAGAGGGGGCUAGGUAUGCGGCGCGCCGACGUGUCCAUGGCCAACAUGGUGCUCAUCGGCUUCUUCUCGUGCAUUAGCACGCUGUGCAUAGGCGCCGCCGCCUUCUCCUACUACGAGCACUGGACCUUCUUUCAGGCCUACUACUACUGCUUCAUCACGCUCACCACCAUCGGCUUCGGCGACUACGUGGCGCUGCAGAAGGACCAGGCGCUGCAGACGCAGCCGCAGUACGUGGCCUUUAGCUUCGUCUACAUCCUCACGGGCCUCACGGUCAUCGGCGCCUUUCUGAACCUCGUGGUGCUGCGCUUCAUGACCAUGAACGCCGAGGAUGAGAAGCGCGACGCCGAGCACCGCGCGCUGCUCACGCGCAACGGGCAGGCGGGCGGAGGCGGCGGCGCGGGCUGCGCGGGUGGCAGCGCGCACACCACGGACACCGCCUCGUCCACGGCGGCAGCAGGCGGUGGCGGCGGCGGCUUCCGCAACGUCUACGCCGAGGUGCUGCACUUCCAGUCCAUGUGCUCGUGCCUCUGGUACAAGAGCCGCGAGAAGCUGCAGUACUCCAUCCCCAUGAUCAUCCCGCGGGACCUCUCCACGUCCGACACGUGCGUCGAGCAGAGCCACUCGUCACCGGGAGGGGGCGGCCGCUACAGCGACACGCCCUCGCACCGCUGCCUGUGCAGCGGGGCCCAGCGCUCCGCCAUCAGUUCCGUGUCCACGGGCCUGCACAGCCUGUCCACCUUCCGCGGCCUCAUGAAGCGCAGGAGCUCCGUGUGAACGCCCGGCGGGGCCUGCAGGACCGGGAGCGCGGGCGGGGGCCUCCUGCCCGGAGGAGCAGCGGCAGGGGCGGUUGCGAGAAGACCACCCUAGCCGCCUUCGGCCCCUUGGGGUGCCCCUACAUCCCUACAACCUUCCCCCACCCCCGCCCCCCAUCUCCGACUGUGCCUGCUUGAACCAGCCCGCAGGUGCCCGGGCUCUGAGGACCCCUGGAGCCCCCACUGCGCCCUGCAAAUUCCGAGAAAUGUGAAACUUGGGGGGGGGGUUCGAGGGAGGAAAGAGAAGCUGGGAGCCUCCCAUCCCUUUGGAAACAUAAGGAGCUCCCCAGUCCGCAGAGGCCCUGCUGGUAUCCAGACCACCACCCCCUCCCCCUCCUCCUCCCGGAGGGAACUUCGUGUUCCUUGUCCGUUUGCAUCUCUAUUUAUACCUCUGUCCUGCCAGGUCUCCCACCUUCCCUGGGCUCCAGAUGUCAAGGUGUCUUUGUCGAGGUCACCCCCACUCGGUCCCACUCUUCUUCCUCAUCCCCAGCGGUGUCUCCCCGUCUCCCACUCCCUUUUGUGUUUUGCAUGGCUUUGCAGUUAUGGAGGAAAUGGAAACUCUGCCGUCUCUGAAGCUAGUCCCAGAAGGCAGGCAGAUGGAAGCAAGGACAGGCAGGGGUGCAGGAGGGGCAGAGAAGGGAAGGGGGAGGCAGGGGCCCUCCCGUCUGCCGGGUGGUCCCCGGGAAGGUGAGAGCUAACUGGCCUCCAGUCACACCCUCCUGGGAGGCCAGGGGAGUCCAGCCUUCCAGACACUGCCCUUAGUACCAAACAGAACACUUCCUGCUCUCCAUCCCUGGACGCUGCUGCUAAUUACCAAUUCUUAGGUCUGUGGAGUGAGUUUGAAAACCCUGUCCUGACUACCGGGUUCGUUCGACUCUCACCACACCCCAGUUAGGUCCCCGGGGCAGGGGUUCUCAACCCUGUGUUACAGAUGACACUGAGACCCAGACAGGUGAAGUGACUUGCCCAAGGUGAGACAAGUAGCAAAAGGCAAAGGGAAGCAAGAACCCAGGCUGCUUGUUCUGAGCCUCCGUGCUCUCUCCUUCCAACUCCCCUGCCCGCUCUUGAAAGCAGAGUUCCUGGCCUACGCGCCCUGGGCUUGUGUGGCCAACUGGGCCUUAGACUAGAACCAGAGCCCAGGACUGAGCCAGUGCCGGGCUCAGCCACUCCGCUUGACCACAAGGCAGGGCUCUGAAUGAGCGGCUGAGGCAGGGUAGGACCCCUUCGUCUCUGGACUGUCUGCUUACAAACGGGCAUCCUAGGAACCAGAUAAGCAGGCCUGGGUCUCAUGGAAGAAAGGCCGGGAGCUAGGGCUCUAGGAGUUUGGGAACCAGCCAGAGCGGCCUAAAGAGCCACCAAGCGUAUCCUACUGGGACAUUAGCCCUGGCCCCACAGCCAGCGUUGGUGCCUGUGUUCCGAGUAGCUAGAGAAAAGCUACAGCUGCAGCCAGGAGCACCUCUCCCAGAUGUGCCCACCUACCUACCUUCCGGCAGGUGGAGGUGAAACCCUGGGUACCACGGGGGCGGAGCUGGGACGGUGACUCGACAGCAUCAAGGAGUGGGUGAGGGGUCUCUCCCCUGGAUACCGCCCCUUCUUACCGUCCCCACAUCAGCUCCUUAGCUCUGCUGAGCAAGGCCAGCCCUGGCACUAGGGAAGCUGAAGUGGGGGCCCACAGAGUGAUCAGCCUCAGCACCGCCCCCCACCCCACCGCCACCCCAGCCGUCUUCUCGGCCUCUGGGCACACCCCUGGGAGGGAAGUCUGGCCGGGCCUGUUUGUGAGUCCCGUCUUAGUGUGGAGGAGCUGGCUGCCCGGGCGCCACAGAGAGAAGGACCCAGGGGUGCCCUCUGUGUUUAUGGGGGGGUGCGGGGCAGUGCUGGCUGCCUCUGUCCUGUGUGUGACCCUGCCCUCGAGGGGUCCUGUCCCGUCUGUCCCGAGGGAGCCACAACCAAAGUUACAGAGAGAUGGUGGGGAAGGUGGCCAAACGGCCUGGCAGAGCGUGGCUGCCUGCUCUGUCUCCAGCCGGGUCUUUCCCAGGGAACUGGAAGGUCAGUGUUGCUUCCCCCUCAGCCCCUCCCACUGCAGGCAGCCUUUCUGCUUCCCCAAUGCCUUAUGCCUGGGCACACUGCCACAGAAUAUGCAAUAGGCGUGGGUGCCUUGCCCCCACGCCCACACCCUCACCCCGGGCAGCCCCUGGACCCCAAAGGCCGCAGCUGCCACGGCCUCCCUUCAGCCCCUCCUUGCCUAUCUGUCUUCACACUGAGAAUGGCGCCUAAUAAAUGCUGUCCAUGGAGACCAGG
Messenger RNA from Phacochoerus africanus (Common warthog), 3660 nucleotides. It is a transcript of the gene KCNK3, whose product is annotated as potassium two pore domain channel subfamily K member 3. The coding region runs from base 122 to 1324 and encodes 400 amino acids. NCBI's taxonomy places the organism in Eukaryota, Metazoa, Chordata, Mammalia, Artiodactyla, Suidae. The record is from RefSeq and is a predicted model, not a curated record. Gene Ontology annotation, molecular function: open rectifier potassium channel activity; potassium ion leak channel activity. Gene Ontology annotation, cellular component: membrane. The transcript has 2 exons. Gene Ontology annotation, biological process: potassium ion transmembrane transport; stabilization of membrane potential.